GCCGGAUCCACGUGGAUACCAACUGUCAACCAAGCAACACCGUUCACCUUACGAGUGCUCGAGAACCCCAUAACGCGAAAUGGAUCCCGACAGUUUCAAGGAUUUCGCCAAGGAAAUGGCGGAAUACAUUACUAAUUAUCUGGAGAAUAUCAGGGACAGGAGAGUGUUACCAACAGUAGAGCCAGGUUACAUGAAGCCUCUUUUGCCAUCAGAAGCUCCGCAAACGGCAGAAAGCUGGAAAGAUAUUAUGACAGACAUCGAAAGGGUAAUCAUGCCGGGAGUCACCCACUGGCACAGUCCCAAAUUUCACGCGUACUUUCCCACGGCUCAAUCGUAUCCAGCAAUUGUUGCUGACAUGUUAAGCGGUGCUAUUGCUUGCAUUGGUUUCACAUGGAUGGCGAGUCCUGCUUGCACCGAACUGGAAGUAGUGAUGUUGGACUGGCUGGGGAAAAUGUUAGAUUUGCCCAAAGAAUUUUUAGCCUGUAGCGGUGGCAAAGGAGGCGGUGUCAUUCAGGGUACUGCGAGCGAAGCCACACUGGUUGCACUUCUCGGCGCCAAGGCUAGAAAAAUAAGGCAAAUCAAGGAACAGCAUCCUGACUGGACCGACCACGAAAUAGUGGAAAAACUAGUCGCUUAUAGUUCCUGUCAAGCACACAGUUCCGUAGAACGAGCCGGGCUUCUCGGAGGUGUGAAGUUCCGGUUGCUAGAAGUUGACUCGAAAUACAAACUUCGUGGCGACACACUUGCGGAAGCCAUUCGAAAAGACAAAGAACAAGGACUGAUUCCAUUUUAUGCUGUCGCGACUUUGGGCACAACCUGUUCCUGCGCAUUCGAUCGUCUCGACGAAAUGGGUGUCGUUGCGAACCGCGAAAACGUUUGGUUGCACGUCGAUGCGGCUUACGCUGGAUCUGCGUUUAUUUGUCCCGAAUUUCGACACUUAAUGAAGGGCAUCGAACUAGCGGAUUCCUUCAACUUCAAUCCACACAAAUGGAUGCUGGUUAACUUCGAUUGUUCAACUAUGUGGCUGAAGGAUCCGACCCACGUUAUAAACGCUUUCAACGUGGAUCCGUUGUACCUGAAACAUGAUAUGCAGGGAUCUGCCCCUGACUACAGGCAUUGGCAAAUUCCACUGGGGCGUAGAUUCCGAGCGUUGAAACUGUGGUUCGUUUUGAGGAUCUACGGCGUGGAGAAUCUUCAACGAUAUAUCAGGAAUCACGUCGCUCAAGCUCACGAAUUCGAAGGUCUAGUCCUCUCGGAUUCUCGCUUUGAGAUUGUUGCCGAUGUAAUACUGGGUCUCGUUUGCUUCCGGUUAAAGGGUACGAAUGACAUAAACGAGACUUUGUUGAAGAAGAUCAAUGGCGCCGGGAACAUUCACCUGGUGCCAUCAAAGAUAAACGACAUGUACUUCCUGCGGUUCGCGAUUUGCUCGCGGUAUAGCGAGAGCAAGGACAUUCAAAGUUCUUGGCAGGAAAUAAAGCGGAGAGCUAACGAGGUCCUCGAUGAACAAUCGGUUUCUAAGUGA
Dufourea novaeangliae is the source of this 1522-nucleotide messenger RNA. It is a transcript of the gene Ddc, whose product is annotated as aromatic-L-amino-acid decarboxylase. NCBI's taxonomy places the organism in Eukaryota, Metazoa, Arthropoda, Insecta, Hymenoptera, Halictidae. The record is from RefSeq and is a predicted model, not a curated record. Gene Ontology annotation, molecular function: pyridoxal phosphate binding; aromatic-L-amino-acid decarboxylase activity. Bases 80 to 1522 code for a protein of 480 amino acids. The transcript is spliced from 11 exons. Gene Ontology annotation, biological process: catecholamine metabolic process; serotonin biosynthetic process; amino acid metabolic process.